AUGCCAGGCCUGCCAACCUCAGUCGACCUCGAUGCAUGCAUAGCAAGCCUUUACAAGAAGGAACUCCUCGCCGAGUCUGUCAUUGAGGCAAUAUGUGCGAAGACUAAGGAACUGCUGAUGCAGGAGAGCAACGUGGUCCAUGUGCAAGCUCCGGUAACGGUGGUGGGAGACAUUCACGGCCAGUUCUUCGACUUGAUUGAGAUCUUCAAGAUUGGCGGAUGGUGUCCUGAUACAAACUACCUGUUUCUUGGCGAUUAUGUGGACCGAGGCAUGUUCAGUGUGGAGACGAUUUCCCUUCUUGUUUGUCUGAAGCUACGAUACCCACACCGCGUUACUUUGAUAAGGGGCAACCAUGAGUCAAGAGGAGUUACACAGUCAUAUGGGUUCUAUACCGAGUGUGCGAGGAAGUACGGCAACGCCAAUGUCUGGCACUACUUCACGGAUAUGUUUGAUUUUCUGACAUUGAGCGUCGUCAUCAACGAUCAGAUUUUCUGCGUACAUGGAGGUCUCUCCCCAUCAAUACACUCCAUAGACCAGAUCAAAAUCAUCGACCGCUUUCGCGAAAUCCCCCACGAAGGUCCCAUGGCCGAUCUCGUCUGGUCCGACCCCGACCCCGAGCGCGACGAGUUCUCCCUAUCCCCUCGCGGCGCAGGCUAUACAUUCGGCGCGCAGGUCGUCAGAAAGUUCCUCGAGGUAAACAACAUGUCGCACAUCCUGCGUGCGCACCAGCUCUGCCAGGAAGGCUACCAAGUUCUGUACGAUGAUAGACUCAGCACUGUCUGGAGUGCGCCGAACUAUUGCUACAGGUGUGGUAAUAUGGCGAGUGUGUUAGAGGUCAGCGAUACCGGGGAGAGGUUCUUUAAUGUUUUUGCCGCGGCGCCCGAGAACGAUGUGCAUAAGGAUAUGCAGCAGGCAGAUAAAAUUGCGGAUGGGUCAAGCUUGCCGGACUACUUCUUGUAG
Drepanopeziza brunnea f. sp. 'multigermtubi' MB_m1 is the source of this 960-nucleotide messenger RNA. RefSeq lists its product as uncharacterized. The record is from RefSeq and is a predicted model, not a curated record. Gene Ontology annotation, molecular function: protein serine/threonine phosphatase activity. Gene Ontology annotation, cellular component: FAR/SIP/STRIPAK complex. Lineage: Eukaryota; Fungi; Ascomycota; Leotiomycetes; Helotiales; Drepanopezizaceae.